Messenger RNA from Carassius auratus (goldfish), 1642 nucleotides. RefSeq names its product XK-related protein 8-like. The transcript has 3 exons. The record is from RefSeq and is a predicted model, not a curated record. Gene Ontology annotation, biological process: phosphatidylserine exposure on apoptotic cell surface; engulfment of apoptotic cell; apoptotic process involved in development. Gene Ontology annotation, cellular component: plasma membrane. NCBI's taxonomy places the organism in Eukaryota, Metazoa, Chordata, Actinopteri, Cypriniformes, Cyprinidae. The coding region runs from base 151 to 1401 and encodes 416 amino acids.
CUGACCAAUAAUUCAAAUGUCUGAGGAGUUAUGAGUGGACGUAAACUUUAUAUUCUGUUUCAGAUCUUUUUAACAGAACAUAUCUAUAUCUCUCUCUACAGAUAAACAUUACAUGGUCAGGCUGUAAGGUUUAUCACACUGGACUGAAUCAUGGUGGAGACCCGGGAGUGUUUUCCUCUUGACUGUUUAUUGAAAUACCUGUUUACUUUGGUAGGACUGUUAUUGUUCCUGCUGGAUAUAGCUCUGGACAUUUGGACUGUUGUGUCAUUCUAUCAGGAUGGGUCUUAUGUGUAUAUGGGAGUGAUGAUUUUUCUGCUGCUGGGCUCUUCAGUGUUGUUACAGGUGUUCAGCUGGCUCUGGUACUCUGAUUCACUGGAGAAGAUUGAGAGCAAGGUGGAGAAAUUUACAGCCCGGCAUUCAUUGAUCAAACCACUCCACCUCCUGCAGCUCGGAGUCUACCUCAGGUAUGCGGGGGUGAUAGAGACCUCCACAAUGGAUUUUCUUCAUUGCAUUAAUAAUUUCCGAAAUGGCAUGUGGCAUAAUGUAAGAGAGGAUGUGGCUGUGAAACUGAAACAUGAUCUUCAGAUGCUUCGUCUAUUUGAGGCAUUUUCUGAAAACACCCCACAACUCACACUCAUUUUGUCUAGAAUCCUACAGAGAGGAGAGCUGGAGCUUAUUACAGGUUUAAAGUCCCUUACAUCAGCUGCUGGGAUUGCCUUUAGCGUUGCUUUGUACCACCGCAGCAUGCUUAUUUACCUUCCCAAAAAACGCAAAAUGAGUUGGAUCUCUACUGGUGUCUACUUCCUGUGGAACUUGUUGCUGAUCAUUCCCCGUGUAACUGCUCUGGCACUCUUCUGCAGUGUAUUGCCAUGCUACAUUAUUGCUCACUUUCUGUCUCUGUGGAUGCUGCUGGUUUUGGUGGCCUGGAGCCAGAAAACAGAUCACAUGAAAAAUCCUGGUUGGGAAUGGCUCUUCAGAGCUGCUGUUGGACUCAUCUGGUACUUCUGCUGGUUUAAUGUAUCGAAAAAAGGAAGCAUAAAAGUAAAGAUGGUUCUGUAUUAUAUUUCCAUGGCUUUGGACACAAUGAUGCUCCUGGGCUUAUGGUGCUGGAAGGUGUUUGAGUAUGCAGGCUGCUGGAGCUCCUUAAACCCUUAUAUGGUGAUCCCGACACUACUAGGUUUAUACAUCAUUGGAAUACUAGUGAAAAUGAUAUACUACAGAUGGUUUCAUCCAAAAAUAGCUGAACCCGGUGAAGGGCGGUUUAGACAAGCUGCAACAUAUAACACAGACUUGACAGACUCGACAGUCUCGUCCAUGGAAGAUAUAGCUGCAGCUUCUGUGCAGCCUCUCACCGGAGCCCUCAAGAGGAGCAAGACCAUGGCUGAUAAUUUCUACUUCUAGUAUUUGGUUAAACUUUUUCCCCUCCCCCUUCAAAAUUUGUUUUUAUAAUUUAUUUAAAAUCACAGUAAAUCACAGUGCCAGAACCACUGAAUUUACAGUAAAAGAGUAUAUUUCAUUAACUGACGUAAUGUAUUGUGAUGUAUGUUAAUGUAAAAUGUAUUUUUGAUCUGGAAGUCUACUGGAGAGCAAAGUUGUACCCAGAGCAAUGUAUUACGGUGCUGUCAUGGUACAAUGUCCAGAA